AUGAUGCCUUUACACCUUCGACUCGAAGAGCGCUACCAUGCCUUAGACAGAAUUCAUGAAUCCCUUUGGAACUUGCAUGGCGAAGUCCUCACUUAUGAGAGAGCUGAGCAAAUCAGUAUCGACUUGCACCGUUUGGAUAUCAAUACCGGUGCGACAUCCGACUCAGUGACCCCCUACUUUCUCCCACGCACAUCAUUCCCUAGCUGUCGUGGCAUGAGCGGCCUUGAGGACCUAAGACUGGUCCGACUAUUCGGUAGAUAUGGGCAUUGCCGCCUACUUUAUGCGUACUUCGAUGGUAGCAGGCUGAAGGUUCAGUUUACCGAGGUCCUGGAUUUUACAGACCUAGUGGUCGAACCCCCGUCUGGAAUGAUCUAUCCUGAUCUUUUGGAGUCCGGGAUGACCUACAUUGAUCUUAUGAAUCGGCCUAAAUACUAUGAGGGGAUGGAUAAACUAUUCAAAUGGACAUGGCCGGUUUUGCAGGGAGUUACUAGUGAGAAUGGGAUCGAACAUACUACCUAG
Messenger RNA from Aspergillus affinis, 519 nucleotides. RefSeq lists its product as uncharacterized. Bases 1 to 519 code for a protein of 172 amino acids. NCBI's taxonomy places the organism in Eukaryota, Fungi, Ascomycota, Eurotiomycetes, Eurotiales, Aspergillaceae. The record is from RefSeq and is a predicted model, not a curated record. The transcript has 2 exons.